AUGGCUCGCGCCGUUGCAUUUUACGCUCCCGAAGCCAAGCUUGACGAGGUCACUUCACAGAGCGUGAGGCAUCUUGGAGAGAAAAUCGCAGGGCAGUUCCCAAUCGCCUUCUCUUCUCUCUCAAUUUGGCAAACUGCUGGAAAAGGCGCAAGCGAGACCAGUGAUAUCUAUGACUCUGUGGGUGUUACUAUGGCAUCCACCAAUCUCCCGCCAAUCAUAAUGGAUCAUCUCUAUUCCAUGGAUGAUAAUCUUAAAGCAGGAGGGCCCCUUUUGCUACUCGAAGAAGCCCGUGAGAAUCCUGUUGUAGGUGACGAGCAUCCGCCUGAAACUACCCCCAUAGUUGAACCUGCCUCCAUAUCCAGUAAAGGUUGGUCAGAGUGGGUUGACCACGAGCUAUUGGACCCAUCUACUUGCGACAUUUUAAGCAGGGCACAGGUUCUUAACGCCAUUUUUCUUUCCAAGCUGUGGGACAUUCAUAUUGAGGCAAAGAUGCUCCGCCAUGUGGUCAGGAGGUGGAGCACAGCUACUCACACCUUUGACUACCUACAUGAACGAGUAUUCCCCUUGGCUUUGGCCAUAGCUCAAGGUGACAGGAUCCCCUUAGCCCCCAUGUUCCUGGGACACUUAUAUCAGCUACUUAAUCAGACUCAGCUUUUUGAGAAAAGCGCGGUGGGAACCAUGGGUGUGGAGACUCUCUUGAAUUCUAGUUUUUUGCAUGUGUUUUUAUGGGAAUGUCUGAAAGGACUGGAUGUAUACCCGCUUCCCUAUUCACGUGCUAUACAGCUUGCUAACUUGGGCAAUGGUUCCUUCAUGCCGGAUGGUCUCCUCUUAAUCUGCCGGUGGAUUAAGCGGAUGCAGAGGAAAGGCCAGAACUUCUUAAAGUUAUUGGAAAAUAUUGAAAACUUCAUUUUCCGUCCUUACGACGCCUUGGCAGAGGCUUUCACUUUCGUGCCCUUUUAUGCUGAUGUUGGUGAUACUGUUGAGGUUCCGACAGCGAUGUCGCAAAGCUGCCGUUUCAAAAAUCGCCACAUCGGGUUAGGGGACAGAUUGGGCUUGAUCAGGGAGUACCAACCAGUCCUAGCCAUAAUGACCCCUUUGUGCUACACAGGGCCUUUUGGAGCAAUAGUAAUACUGCCACCUACGACGACUCGCAUUGUUGGUUUGGUGUCAGAAGAGAAAGCCAUCCCUCUGAGUGAGAAACGCAACCUCCCCUUUAUUUCCAAACUUGGUGACAUUCGGAAGCGGGAAGAAAACCUUAGCAUAGGGAAAAGGCAAGCUGUCACUAAAGACACGAGGUUCAUUCCCAAAGUGGCCUCAACUGGUCCUCCUCGAGUUGAAGAAACAACUCCCCCGGGACGUCUACAGCCUUCAAAGUCCAUUCCAUCCGAGAGCCAGGAACGUGCUGGGACACUUAUACAAUCUUCAAACAUGCACAUCCUGCAGGCAAGAUUCACCAGUGCCCAUACAAGCAAUAGCAGAGCUUCCAGGGCUGGAACUGUGGUGACUAUUGAUGAUGAUACCAUCGAGACUGAGGCUAGUGCCCCGAAGCAAGAGGACGUUUGUGAUGUUAGUGACACGCAUGAGGAUCUUGAUGAGGACAACUACUAUGAUUGCGAUGAGGAUGCAUUCGUACACUCUGGUGCUUAUUCGGAAGCACAGGGUGGCUCAAAUAGCUCUCCUGAACUUGCCAGCAGCAGUGCAUGCCGUUUUAGCAUUGAACCGGUACUUGGCAUACCUUACAUCAUGUUCCCCUUCUAUUUCUUGUACUGCGAGCUGCCUGUUUAUCUUUCACCUUUACCUUGCAAGUUGCCAAUAUUACUGAGGACUCAGACCUUGCCGUCGCCAUCGUUGACUUUACGCAGGGCGCCCAAGAGGUAUCCCUUGUUUACUUCCCUUGUUCUUGCUUGCACUUGCUUGGUUAAGCAGUUGCCUUCUUUUUAA
Messenger RNA from Prunus armeniaca (apricot), 1941 nucleotides. Lineage: Eukaryota; Viridiplantae; Streptophyta; Magnoliopsida; Rosales; Rosaceae. The record is from the annotation of a GenBank genome assembly.